UGACGGCAGCCAAACAUCACAAUUAAAACCCGCCUGGGAGAUUAUUUAGCUUCACAACAAGCAGUUUUCUAAACAAAUAUAAUAAAGACACGGCAACAACAACAGCCAUGUCUGUGAAUUAUGCUGCCGGACUGUCGCCGUACGCGGACAAAGGUGUUUGCGGACUUCCGGAGGUGUUCGACAGCCCUGAGGAGCUGAAGGUGAAGGCGGAGACCCUCGCUCAGAUGAUUAAAGAAUCUGAGUACUUGGUCGUCCACUCUGGAGCAGGAAUCAGCACCUCAGCAGGCAUCCCUGACUUCAGGGGUCCGAAGGGUGUGUGGACGUUAGAAGAAAAGGGUGAGUCACCUCACUUUGACACCACAUUUGAAGAUGCCCGACCCAGCCUGACUCACAUGGCCCUCCUGGGACUGCAGAGGGCUGGCUACCUCAAGUAUCUCAUCAGCCAGAAUGUGGACGGCCUACAUGUGCGAUCAGGCUUCCCCAGGGAUCUGUUAUCGGAGCUUCAUGGGAACAUGUUUGUGGAGGAGUGUGAGAAGUGUGGCAGGCAGUAUGUCAGAGACAAAGUGAUCGGCGUGAUGGGACUGAAACCGACAGGACGUUACUGUGAUGUGGUUCGAUCCAGAGGACUCAGAGCCUGCAGAGGAAAGCUGAUCAGCACUAUACUGGACUGGGAGGAUGCUCUUCCUGACAGAGACCUGAACAAAGCAGACGAUGCCAGCAGACGAGCAGACCUGGCACUGACGCUCGGCACCUCCAUGCAGAUCAAACCCAGUGGAGACCUUCCACUUCUCACCAAGCGCAAAGGAGGGAAACUGGCCAUUGUCAACCUGCAGGCCACGAAACACGACAAGCAUGCCCACCUGCGUAUCCAUGGUUACGUGGAUGAUGUAAUGAAAGAGGUAAUGGAGCUGCUGGGAUUGGAAAUCCCAAAGUGGGAAGGUCCGACUCUCUGUGAGAGCUCCAAAGUGGCCUCUGAGUCCACCACAGACGUCAAACCACCACGUGCAGUUACGGCAGAGAAAAAGGUGAAAAAGGAGGCGAUUAAGGAGGAGAGGAAAAGAGACACAACGGCACUAACAGAGGAUGGGGGUGUUAUGGAGGAGGCGGUGUCGGUAAAGAGGGAGAGAGCGGAGCCCCCAGUGGAGAUAAAUGAAGAGAAAUAGCCUCAGGUAUUUUUUUCCUCACAACAACUUCACAACACAAACCCGUCCAGGAACAAACUUCACAACUGAGGGCGCUCGGUUUGAUCAGUUUCAGAGGACAGGGGUUCUUCUCAUCUUCACCCUCUGGAGCAAAGACUCUUCAAGUACUGCAGUGGUUUGGUUAAACCCAGAUCUCUUACACUCCCCUUGCAGCCACGAUAAACAGGGGUGUGAAACUGACUCCUCAGCUGAGGGCUCAAAGGUUGACUAAGCGAUAGUGUCCGGGGUAAAAGGAUCUACGUGAGGUGGAUGUUCAGAUGGGAGUGUAUCUUUUUAAUUACCGAUUGAACUACGUGUGUAAAAAGUCGAUUUAGCAAUACACAACCUGCGAUGUAAAUGUUCCUGCUGUCAUAGUAAGGACAUGGUAAAGGGGAUCUUUGCAUAUUAUUCAACUUGAGGCUUUAUUUUACUAGGAGAACCAGCCUUUAAAGAGCAGCUCUAUGAUUUUUUAGGUUUUUGUAUCAUUCUGUAUUUUCCCAGUAGUGUUCCUAAUGUGUUCAAAUCCAAAAAUACAAAAUUUUGCUGGAAGUACAUAUGUUUUUGGAUCAAAUGCUGUUUUCCCAAGCCCUUCUAUAAACUUUCAUGACCUGACUUAGGUUUCUGCAUGGUGACAUUGCUACAUAUGAACUCUCUAGCCCGCCUAAUGUGCCUCUUCGGGACUGAGCUAAGUCUUCUUGGACUACGUUUAAACUGCAGGCUAAUGUGGCCAAAGUCUGAUCUUUUUGCUCAUAUGUGACUCAGAUCAGUUGUUUUUCAUAACGCCAGGUUCACACUGGACACAGAAGCACCAUGAUUUGUUAAUAAUCACACAGCCCCCCGUCAGCAGUCACCUGGCCAUUCACACCAGAGCGGCAUUUCUCUGUGCCGAUCAGCAAGUGACUCAGCCCCUCUGCUCUGUUUAGAUUACAUGUAUUACCUCUGUUUGCCUCUGGCUCUGUGAGUGUGAUUAUGUGUGUGCCAGGGUGCUCUGUGCUGUGCCGCGUCCAGUGUGAACAGAAAGGUUAAAAUGGGCAGCAAAGGCAAGGGGGCACGGAAAAUCGGCACGCUUUGUGGUGCGUCCUCGUGCUGUGUGUGAACAAAUCACAUGGAAUCUCAUCUUUUCAAUCUGAUUUUGGUCUCUUCCAUAUGUGAUCCUGAAUCAGAACCCCGAACUGAGUGCCAGAGUCUUGUGGAGAGGCGCUGACAGAUGUAGUUAAAACUGUCCCUUUACAUCCUGAAAUUUUGAAUGAAAUCUUUUUCAGUGAAGUCAUUCACGUCACAAUCCCACAACACCUGGUGCUGACGCUGCACCCACACACGCCUACGUACAGAAAUAGCAGCCACAGCUUUACAAAAAGCCAUGAUUUAAAAACCUGGCUGUCUUCCUCCUCGUCCUCAUUAUCAUCUAUUCACGAAUUUGCUGGCUUCCGCUGCACAUCAGCUUAUACCUGAAACUGUAAUCACUGACUUCAGUGGCCUCCAUCUUUACUUCUAUACAACAGCACGCUACACGUGACGUCUUUGUUACUAUUCUUAUGCACAUGUGGGUCAGUUCAGGACCGUGACCAGUUCACACUGGAAUUUGAUAUUGGCCACAUUUUUAAAAAAUUAUAUGAACAGCCAAAUUAAAGAUCUGAGCAAUAAAUCCGAAUGAACACCAAGGCUUAAGAUGUGAAUGUAGUAUGUGAGAAUUGUUUGUAAUUAUUGAUCUUAAGGCCUUUGCACACUGAGUCAAUUUUUUUCAUUCAUAAUUGUCACACGUCUAAAAAUAAAUACCACCUCACAUUGUGUCAAUCAUGUUUGAGUCUGAAACUAUCAUCUGCGAACAGGUUCGAUUUUCUGCGUUUUUCACAUCCAUAAGAGCCUUCAGAGACAUUUGACCAAGACUCAGUGAAGAAAAUGUGGCGGGGGGACACAUCAGCAACAACACAGAGGAACAGGGGGCACAGGAUAAUUUCAAAACUCAGACAGCUCACGUUUAACAGGUCAGACAGUAAUAUUCAGGUGCAUUGAAAUUUGAUUGAAUUGAAAUUUUCGCAACGAGUAGAACAAUAAAAAGCAUCUGAAUCAGUG
Epinephelus lanceolatus (giant grouper) is the source of this 3254-nucleotide messenger RNA. RefSeq names its product sirtuin 6 (gene sirt6). Gene Ontology annotation, molecular function: NAD+ binding; transcription corepressor activity; histone H3K9 deacetylase activity, NAD-dependent. Gene Ontology annotation, cellular component: nucleus. Lineage: Eukaryota; Metazoa; Chordata; Actinopteri; Perciformes; Serranidae. The record is from RefSeq and is a predicted model, not a curated record. Gene Ontology annotation, biological process: negative regulation of transcription by RNA polymerase II.